Molecule: messenger RNA, 3507 nt
Organism: Prorocentrum cordatum
Lineage: Eukaryota; Dinophyceae; Prorocentrales; Prorocentraceae
Source: the annotation of a GenBank genome assembly
AUGGCGACGUGGGGCGCGGCGCUGGCAAGGGCGUGGGACAUCGCCUCGCGGGCCGUCUCCACGCGCGGCGGCUUCGAGCCCGCCGUCCGCUUCGCUCCCGGCUUCGGGCCAUUCGCCCUUGCAUGGGGGCGGCGCUUGGUCGGCGUCCUGGGAGGGCUGCUGAUCGGCACGUACUUCGAGCAGAUCGCAAACCUGGCCGCUUCGCUGGCGACUGGGUGGGAGGCCGAGCUCGCAGCUGCGACGGGGCCGCGCCGGGCGAUCCUCCUGCGCCUCUCCGACGAGGGAGGCGCCGCCUCGGACCUCCUCGCCGCCGCGGGGGGCGUGCCGCGGCGGGGCGCCUUGGCCUCGCAGCUAGGGCCAGUAGGGGACGACGAGUUCUUGCGGGCCAGGCUGGCCGUGGGCUUCCCCGAGAGGCCCGUCGGAUCGGCCAUGGCGACCCUGGGCUUCGCCGAGCGGGCCGGCGGCGCUGCCGCUGCGGGCUUCGCCACGCCGCUGAGUCGUUCUCCUGGCCCGAGCCCCGCCGAUCCACCCGCGGCCGAGGGCCUCGCAAUCCCUCUCGGGGAACGCGUAUGCGCAGCUGAGGGCGGGGGGCCGCCUGGGCCGCCACAGUCGGAGCCCCUGUCCCCCGUGGGCCGCCGCGGCGCGCCUCGCUGGCGGGAUCCAGGCACCCCAAUCGGCGGCGAACGCUCUCCGCAGCCUGGGGCCUGGGGCCGCGCUGCAGGGGCCCCGCCGCCCGUGCCGGCGCCGCCCGAGGCAGUGGUGGCGGGGGGCGCCGGCCCCGCUGCUGAGGGUACUAUGCUUCCGCCGGGGGCCGGCGUCGUGCUCUCUGACAUGGAGCCGCUGCUGCCUGCGCUGGAGGCGCCUCCGCCGCCGCCUACCGUGGGCGGCGAGCGGCGAGCGCGGGCGGCCCGCGCUGGCGACGGGCCCCCUGCCAUGGAGCCGCCGCCGCCCGCGCUGGAGGCGCUCCCGCGCCCGCCGGGGGCCACCGAGUUCGCCGGAGGCGCAGCCGGGGCGGGCGCCAGGGCGGGCGCCGGGGCUGCCGGGCCGGCCGCCGGGCCACCGCCGAGCGGCCCAGAGACCCGAGGAGCCCGCUGCGCCUGCCCCUGGGGCGCCGCCGCCGCCGCCGCCGCUGCAGCGCCCCUUCUGCCCGGCGCGCCCGGCGAGGUGCGCGACGUGCAUUUGCCCGCGGACUGGGCGUAUCGCAUCGAGCAGCUGCCCGCCCAGGCCAUGCUGCAUAUCCCCGUGCCAUUCCAGGGGUCGUGGAGCUCACUCCUUGUGAACAGCUUGCGCGGAGUGCUCAGCUGCUGCCGACGCGUGCGCUUCGCAGCCACGUCGGGGCCCAGCCCGGGCGGCGCGCGCCCCGAGCACUUGAAGGAUCUGCUGACUGGGCGGCGCUGGUCGGCGGUGAACCGCUUGCUGCGGGCGCUGGGGGCGUUGAUCGACGGCGCGCGCUGGGGCGUCCCCGCGGUGGCCGCCGGGGUGCGUCAGCACGGCGGCGCCCUCGUGCCGGGUAGUGCGGAGGAGGUUCUGAUCCACGCAAGGCGUGCAUCGGGGGGCGUGCUGCAGGCGGGCGGGCACGCGCCCCCCGCCGCGUUGGACUUGGACCCGCGGAACGCGUUCCCGUCGUUGGAGCGGGAUGCCAUCCGCGCCGCCGUCGAGGAGCAGGCCCCGAACCUGCUCGCAUGGGCGGAGUGGCGCCAGGCCGACAGCAUCGGCGUGCGCCUUCCGUGCGGCGAGCUGCAGCACGUCGACCGCGGCGCGGGGCAGGGGGAUCCGCUGGGCGGGGCCCAAUGCUCACCCGUGCUCGCGAAGGUGGCGGCGGAGGCGCGCGCGGCGGUCGAGGCCGCCGGAGGCUGGGUGUUCGAGGCGCGGCACAUGGGCGACGGGCAGGUCGUCCCCCCCGCGUGGCGCGCGGACAUCUUCCUGCGCGCCGUCGACGCGGCCGCCGAGCGGGCCCUCGGCGACGCGGGCGCCUCUCGGGGCACCGAGUGCGCGCGGCGCACCUGCAAGACUCCAGUUUCGCAGGCCCCUGCGCGGGUGCUGGGCGCCAGCAUCGGGGCGGGGGCUGUGGCGACCCCGCUCUCGGAGCGCACCGUGGGCGCGGCGGCCGCCCGCGCCGCGCUGGCGCCGGCGGGGGGCGCGCGGGCGGAGCUCGCCCUCGCGCGCGCGCGCCUGCACGCGUGCAAGGCGGCGCACCUCGCGCGCGCGGCUGGCCCGGAGAUCCCCGUCGACGCGCUCGCCGCGUUCGACGAGGAGCAAGAGGCGGCGUUGAAGCGUGUUUUGGGCGGGGCGCCGCUGGCGGCCUGCCGCGCCCGGGCGGCCACUGGCGCCGCCGAUGGCGGCCUCGGCCUUCGGCGCGCGACAGCGGUCGCGCCGCGGGCGUUCAUCGCAUCGCGCGUCGAGGCGCGCCCGCUGGUAGCGGCCCCGCGCGGGGGCGGCUUGCAGGCAGCUCUGGCGCGGGCGGUGGCCGCCCACGUGGACGAAGGGCCCCAGUCUGCGUUUGCCAUUUGGUGCGGAAUGCUCCCGCGCAACCUCGCCGCGCGGGCGCAGUGCGUCUCCGUGCAGCGGGUGGCCCGGGCCUUCGAUGAGGCAUUUGGCGGACCGGCGCGGCCGCGCGCGGAGGCCACGGAUUGGUCCGCGGCGGUGGCGCCGGCAGGGAGUGGCGACCCGGAAUUUGGCGAUAUUUCUGCGCAUCGUCAUCAAACCCAGCUGUGCGCCAUUGCAGACGAUGCGUUGCUGGACGAGGUCGUGGCCAGUUCCGAGCGCAGGGGCAGCGGUCCGCCUUGCGCCUCCUGGAGGAGCUGCGGCUCCGCGGCGCAGAUCACACUUAAGCUGUGGCAGCUCCAUCCCGCGCGGUGGCUUCGCCCGGGCGAGUUCGCCACUGCCGUGCGCGUGCGCUUGGGCGCGCCCAUCGCGGAGGGCGUGGCCGUCGGCGCCCUGCGCGGUGCCGAGAUGGACAGCGAGGGCCAGCGCGCCCUCUGCUGCGCCGAGGGCGCUAGCACCCGCGGGCGCAACAAGAUCCGCGACGCGGCCCACUCGCUCGCUUCCCUCGCCGACGGCGCCGCGUGCGCCGAGCCGCUCGGGCUUGGCUGCUGCGAAGGCAUGCGGCGGGAGAAGCUCGCGCGCUGCAGCACCUACCUGCCCGAGCUUGAGCGCGAGGGCGUCUCCUACAGGCCCCUGAUCUGGUCGUGCCGCGGCCAGCCGCGCCCGGAGACUUCUGCGUUCCCCAGCACGAUGGCUUCGGCGGCGGCGCGGCGGCAGGGCUUCGCGAUGGGCGAGCCGCUGCCGCGGCAGGCGCGCGGCGCCAUAGCGGUGCAGCUCUGGCGGAGGGCCGCGCGCGUGGUGCAUGCUUGCCUGCCCCGCCUCUGCGCCCGCGAGGCGGCCGCCGCGCUCGCCCGUGGACGGGCGGCAGUGCCCGCGGAGGAGCUCGGGCGCGCGGCCGAUUUCGACGCCGUGGCAGACGACGACGCGGUGGAUCGCUACUUCUGGCGCACCCGCGACAAGUAA